Messenger RNA from Caenorhabditis remanei, 4722 nucleotides. RefSeq lists its product as uncharacterized. Gene Ontology annotation, biological process: DNA integration. Gene Ontology annotation, molecular function: nucleic acid binding. The record is from RefSeq and is a predicted model, not a curated record. The coding region runs from base 1 to 4722 and encodes 1573 amino acids. The transcript has a single exon. NCBI's taxonomy places the organism in Eukaryota, Metazoa, Nematoda, Chromadorea, Rhabditida, Rhabditidae.
AUGGUGGAUAAGUCAUCAGCGGAUGAGAAUAAAUCAGAAUACCCACCUCAAACAAUACAAAAUACAUCAAUUAAUCUCCUUGUUAGUCCUUCGGAGAUUAAUAACAAAGAUAACAUAUCAAUAAAAAAUCAAGAAAAUACAAAGAAAUCCGUAACAGAUAGCAAGCCACAUAUUAUUCCCCUUGCUAGUUCUUCGGUGAAUAAUAACACAGAUACCAUAAAAGCUUUACAUAAAAAUACAACGCCUGAUAAAUCAGAUGCACAGCAAAAGAAUAUUCUCCUCGUUAGUCCGUCGGAGAACAUUUUAUUCGACACCACUCGUCUAUAUGACGACGCUCCAAUCGUAAACAAAGAAGCAAGAAUACACCAAAUCACCCAUACACUACAAACGGAAUCAUUCGAACCAACUGAACUAAAUGUCAAUGAGGAGGACAUCUCGCUCCCAUUAACUACACUACAACUAGACAACAAUGAUCAAAUCUUAACCCUCGUAGAUACAGGAGCAAGCAUAACAUUAAUCGCAGACCAAGCAGCUAAAGAUCUCGGAUUGAAAGUAGCACAAGAAAUCAAAUUGACAGUGAACGGCUACAAGGGCAAAAGCCGAAGCUCCAGUAACAUCUACGAAAUAAUAAUCAAAGGCGGAACCCUUGAAUACAAAACAUUUGUAGCUGGGGUACCAGAUCUACCAGAAAUCAGAUACAAAACACCAGUCUUCAGUGAAGAAGAUCACAAAGAACUAGAAUUAUACGGUCUGACCAACAGAGAUGUAAUACCCUGUGAAGAAUUUGACAGGAAACGUAUCGGAAUGAUCCUUGGAAAUGAUAUCCUCCCACAUUUCAUCAGAGGAUCACAAAGAAUCUGCUUACCCUCGGGAAGAUAUAUCGAACUGAGUCCGUUCGCAAAAAUGACAUUUCCAAGAGCCAGACAUUGCCCAGUGAUGGACACACCAACGAAAGACAACAAAGCGGUAGUACAAAAAGAAAGAAAAGAACAUUCCAUCAAUACACUUAUGGCACAAAAAUAUGGAAGAGCAGGCGAAGACGACCUAACUGACUUAAUCCUGCAGCUUUGGAAAAGCGAGAACUGUGGAGUAGAGUCAGCUACUCUGAGAGAGGAAGAAUACCUCGAUCAACGCAGAUUGCUACUAUGGUUUGAAGAUACUCUAGAGAUCACAGAAGGUGGACAAAUCGCAGUUGCACUCCCUUGGAACGGAAAAGAAAUCAGAAUGGGAACUAACAAAAAUCUAGCUUAUAAAAGACUUAUGUGUCUAAUUGAAAAGCUACGAAACAACUCGAAUCUAUUACGAGAGUACAAUAAAAUCAUCAAGGAACAAUUGAAAGCAGGAAUCAUCGAACGAGUAACACCAGAAAUGCAAAAACAAGGAAAAAGCUACUAUGCACCACAGAAUGCGGUAUUUAAAGCGAAUUCUGCGAAUACCAAAGUAAGAAUCGUCGGAGACUCAUCAUCCCACCAGAAAGGGCAACUUUCACUCAAUGAUUGUCUCUUUGAGGGACCGAACAUGCUACGUACAGCUCCAGGACUACAUCUGAGACACAGAAUUGAUCAGUACCCAAUUGUUGGAGACAUUGCACGAGCUUUCCACCAAGUGAGACUACAAGAGAAAGACAGAAAUGUGACAAAGUGGUUAUGGGUAGAGGAUAUUGAGAAACCCCCGACAGGAGAUAACCUGGUGGAGUAUAGAUUCACUAGGAUUCCCUUUGGGAUGAAAUGCUCUCCUUUCCUGCUCGCGGCAACGAUCCGCCACUACUUGUUGAUGGCAGCGAGCAUAUUGAGCAUCGAAAUCGACAAAAACUUAUACGUCGAUAACAUUAUGGUAUCAACAAACUAUGCAGAAGAAGUACUCCCAAAAAUUAAAGGAAUUCAAGAAGAGUUCAGAGUGAUGAGCAUGCCAGUCAGAGAGUUCGGAACAAACUAUCACCCAGCUCUAUUAGAAAUACCUGAAGCGGAUAGAGCAGAGUCUCAUAUUUCAAAGUUCCUUGGAUACAGUUGGAAUACAACAGACGAUACAAUCACAGUACUGAUCCCAGAACCAUCAGUCAACAGACCAACAAAACGGGAUAUUGCAUCGUUUUUUGCAAAAACAUUCGACCCCAUGGGAUACAGUGCUCCCCUGCAUGUAAAGAUAAAGAAAUUUGUACAGAAGAUCUGGCAAAAUGGACUGGAAUGGAAAGCACCACUAACCGACAAACUGAACAAAGAAUGGGAAAUUAUCAAACAACAAUACAAAGACACAGCUCUAGUAAUUCCCAGAAAACUGCGACAGAAGUAUCAUCCAAAUGAGAAACCGGAAAUUGUAGUAUUCUGCGAUGCAUCACAGCAUACGUACGCAUGCGCCGUAUACAUAGUAUACAGACACCCAGAUGGUUCAGUUGAAUCGAACCUGAUAGGAGCUAAAUCCAAAGUCAGACCAAGUAGUGGAGCUGGUUGGACUAUUCCAAGACUUGAGUUGCUAGCAAUGGAAAUUGGAAUGAGAUACACUGAAAGCUUAAUUCACGAACUACCCGAAAAGGACAAACCAGUGUCAUUGGACAUAUUCAGCGACUCCAUGAUCGCACUAUACUGGAUUCUUACAGAAGAACAAAAGAAACAAUGGGUCAACAAUAGAGUGACCACAGUACAUGAAGUAGACAAAGCCAUUAAAGAGUCAGGAAUGGAAGUAUCGUACCACCAUGUCACGACAGAUAAAAACCCAGCUGAUCUAGCAACAAGAGGAAUAGACUCCACAUCCCUACAAAACUGCACCUUCUGGCUGAAUGGCCCAAGUUUCCUCUCCGAACCAAGAAAGAAUUGGGAAACCAAGUUGGAAGGAGAGAUCCAGUGCCCAAUUGAAGACAAAGAUGAGGUUAAUCUAGAAAUGAGAAACACGAGUAAACCCAAAAAUACAUCAAUCAGACAAAAGAAAAGAGCUGAAGCGAUGGCUAACCUAGUAUUGGUAGAGACAAGUGUAAACGCUACAGUAAGUACAUCUAAAAAACCAAAACAGACCACCGAAAUCUACACAUCCUUCGUACCAUUUGAGUACACUAACUCACUAUCAUCAUUGACGAGAAUCACAAACAUGGUCUUAAAGUUCAUAAGUACAGUAUCAAAAAAUAAAAUACUACAAAGCGAACCACUGAAAGAAUAUACAGAAUGCAACAAAACUACAGAUACAGUGGAGCGUGAAACAAGACAAAGAAAGCUAGCACGGCUCACAGUGUUCACAGAACACUACAAGGAAGCCGAAAGUAGAGAUUGGAAAUUUAAAGAAACUCUCAAUCCUUUCCAGUCAAAAGACGGCUUAUGGAGAACAAAAAAGCAUUACCAGUCACCAAACAUCCCACUAGAAACAAGCGAGCCAAUCCUCGUCCAUAGAGAACAUAAACUGGCAGUAAUGCUCAUGGAUGAAAUCCAUAAGGAAAAUGUCCACCUUCCAGCUAACUAUCUUGUGACCGCCUUGAGGUCAAAAUACUGGAUCCAAACUGAUGGAAGAUUAGCUCGCUCUACCAUCUCAAGAUGCGUAGCGUGUCGCAAAGUCAAAUCUUUCCCCUUUCUCUAUCCAUAUAAUACAUCCCUCAAAGAAAAUAGAACAGUCCCAUCCACUCCAUUCGCCAAAGUAGGGCUCGAUUUUUUUGGCCCACUACAGUACAAGAACAAAAAUGAGACCGAACUAGAAAAAGGAUACGUGUUAAUUUACACCUGUCUCACUACGAGAUGCACACACUUGGAGAUUUGUGCUGAUAGUUCCACGACCAGUUAUUUAAAUGCUCUGAAAGCCAUCUUUGCGCAAAGAGGAGUACCAAAAUACAUAUAUUCGGACAACGCACAAACGUUCCAGCUAGGAGAAAGAGUCCUGAGAGAAGACAUCAAAAGCUACGAACCAGAGUCAAGACUUAUCAAUUUCCUAGCUCGAGAAGAUAUCAACUUCCGCCAUAUUACUCCCAUGGCGCCGUGGCAAGGCGGCGUAUAUGAGCGUAUCGUCGGAAUCGCAAAAAAGCAAUUCCGCAAAGAAAUCGGAAAGCAGAUAUUCUCCUUCCCAGAACUUCAUUCAAUAAUGAAAAGAGUAGAAGGAGCAAUAAACUCGAGACCCCUGAUCAGAAAUCCAGUGCACGUCAACGAUGUGCCAGUCUUGAGACCGAUAGAUUUCCUGUUACCAGCUGUGCUUCUCGAAGUACCAAAUGAUACAGAUAAUCUAAAGGGAGACAUACUGUAUGACCCUACAGUAAGCACAACCGAGAAAGAAACUCGAGAACACUUAAAGAAGAUGGACAGAGUCAUGGAAAAGCUCUGGAAAAUCUGGUCGACAUCUUACUUACUACUCCUACGGGAAAAUGCAAAAAGAAACAAUCGAUUUAGCAAAGUAUCACCGAGGGUCGGUCAAGUUGUACUGAUUCAAGAAGAAAUGAUACCACGACAUACAUGGCCGGUGGGCAGAAUCACUAAACUGAUAGGAACACCUCCCCUCGUACAAUCGGUCGAAGUACUGUACAAAGGAUCCAUCAAAGAAAGAGCAGUAAACCAGCUGAUCCCUCUCGAGAUCGACGAAGAACAAGAGACGAUACAAACUCCAGAACAUGCCACAACUAGUAGAAUACCACACAAAGUAAACCAGAAUGAAUCACGCACAGAUAAUUCGGACCACAAAAUAACCUCCACAAGACUACAGCCACCGAGAAGAGCCAAAGAAGGAGUUCAUUAUUCUUUGGAUUCCGACUCGGAAUAA